This is a messenger RNA of Penicillium brasilianum, 444 nucleotides long. The record is from the annotation of a GenBank genome assembly. NCBI's taxonomy places the organism in Eukaryota, Fungi, Ascomycota, Eurotiomycetes, Eurotiales, Aspergillaceae.
AUGAUGGAGCUCCUGGAUACCCGGUUUAGCACGGAUCACGUCAGCUAUGUUAGCAUAGAUAUUUACCGAUCAUUCUUAAGACAGACGCUGCUAGAACAGUUUCUUACCCCAAUUCACUUUACAAAUUCCUUACAUCAUUCAAUUGUACACAGCUCUAACGGUUCUAUCCGAGGAUCCCACUACUUCACCAACCUAACGGCUUUACUUGAAUACUUUCACUCCAAAAUGUCCGCCUCCCGCCCAGGCCGCCAAUCCCCCGAGCCAGAGACCCAAUCUGGCGCUCAACAGCGCGAUCCCCCUUCUCACGGUAAAUUGGAUGGCUCAUCGACUAGCCAAGCACCAGAGUUCUCCUAUGAGAAGGCGGACCCGAAGGCGAACACGCUUGGUGGGAGUAACCCCAAGCAUCCGCUAGAAGACAUUGAGGCGGCGAAGUUCAAGAAAUGA